AUCAUGAAGAGAAAAUGAAGGAGCUUGAUUUUACUGAUUUUGUUUCAGAGAGACAAAUAAUUUCUUAAACUAGAUGUACCAAAGUUUUUAUUCUUUAAAUACAAAAUUAAAUGAUGAUAAAAGCUGCUCCAAUGGGCAGAAGGGAGAAGUAUGUGUGAUGGUGGGUUAGAUGGUGUUUUUGUUUCUUUUUACGUUAAAAGUUUGGAUCAUUUUUUUUAGUGACUAUUUCGUUAACAGCCUUUUCCUUUUAAGAUCACUUCGGCUGAACGACACUUUGGACUUUAGUUGAACAUUUGGAGAUGUUUGACAACAACAAAGAAAACUAUUCUAUUCUAAUACACCACUAAGUGAUAUCCAACACAAAUAUAAUUUAAAAUCAAAAAUGUUUCUAUUUUUAGAUAUAGUUUAGUCACUGUAUUCUUUGAAAAUCUUCCUAAAACAAAGUUUAUAUCACACAGCUGUGAGGAUGGAGAGAAAGAUGAGAAAAGAGAGAAAGAAUCAGGACAGAUGGAGGAAAGAAACAGGCUGGACUUCUGGUGGACGUUCAGGGCAAAGCCAGUUUAUACCAAGUCAGUCAUUUUUAAAGAGUAUUCUUAAUUUAAAAAAAAAGCAUUAGAAAGAUGUUUGAUUUAUUUAAAACAUGAAAUAAUUGUUGCUUGGCCGUAUGAUUGAGUAAAGAAGAACACAGGCAAGAGGUGAAGGAGACAGACAUGAGAUUAGUGAUGCAUCUGAUAGAAAAGAGAGCAGAGAUGACUUCAGGGAGGAAUCAUUAAACUAUUAAAGCCACAAAAACCUAGAUGCUCAUUCUGGUUUAAACUUCUGCUGACCACCUGUUCACUUAUUUUGGGAAAACAAGUGCAGACAUACAUGACAAGUCAGUCCCAACCAAGAAGAACAAGGAGAGAAGUUCAGAUAAUGAUGAUGAUGGAGAGAAAAAGAGAGGAUCAGCUGAUGAUGAAGAGGGAGAAGAACAGAGAGGUACAGAGGUCAGAAGAUCCUUCUAAAUGGCCUUCAAUACACAAAUUUGGGGAAUCAUUGAGGAAAUAUACGGUUGAAAAUACCUCACUAAAAUGUUCUGCUGGGUCAAAUCCAUAAUCAGAUAAGAAGUAAAGAGAUUCAUACAUUUCAACAAUAACGGUGUUGUGUGGAUGUUUAGAUAGCUUUAGGAGGGGGGGGGGGUUACGUGGCCGCAGACUAUGAAAUUAGGUAGUUGCGCCCCUGGGGUCAUUGUUGACAAAAUCGGACUUUUUCACUUGUAUGCAUACAUCUAAUUAAGACGCCUUUCUUUCUUUUUUAAUAAAGUAGUUACAAAACGUCAAUGAAAUAAAACCAUGAAAUUCAGAAGAAGUUUUUUUUUCCCUUUUUUUUUUCUCCACAACACGCUCACAAAGAACUACCGGUUUUGAUUGGUUUACUGUGUGUCUAGUGGAGCGACGUUGACCAAUCAGACGUCUUACUGUACCUGGGUACUGUCCAAUCACAGCUUGAGCUUAAACAGACUAGGCCCCGCCCACAGGCAUCAGCCAGUAGCCUGGACGGAACAACUGUCAUUUAGAGUGAGUGGACAGGAUGGGGAACACCUAAGAACCCAACAACAGAGAUAACUACUUUAAACUCGUUUUAAAGUUAUUUUCUCGGUUCGUUACGGAACGUUUUCGGGUCCUGUAGCCCUCUCUUCCUACAGAGCAGCCGCCGCUUCGCCAGGACGCGUUCCUCGGAGCGAUAGGAUAACUGGGCCAAAAGCGGCAUGUCCGCUCCCACUAACUCGCAUCAGCAGCCGCGGGUGAGGCGGAGCAAUGCCGGCUCCCCCGGCGGCAGCAGCUGCCGCCUGCACCCCAUCCGCGCCACCGUGCCCUACCAGCUCCUGCGCGCGGACCGUCAGUGCAGUCCGACCCGGUCGCAGACUCUGCACGGAGGAGCCACGAACAGCCGCGGCUCGAGCCCCACCGCCAGUCCACAGCUCGGCGCCGGGAGCGUGAAACAAAGCCUGUCCCCCGAAAACAGAGAGGCGUCCUGCCCCCCAGACUCUCCAGUUCCCAAAGAAAGGUCCAAAUUACAGGUGCGCAGUUCCAGCGCCAUCCGAAGGGCGUCCUCCUUGGACGCCAUCACAGGGCCGUACCUCACUGGCCAGUGGCCUCGAGACUCCCAUGGACCGUACCCUUCCUGCAUGAAGGAUAAAGCUACACAGACUCCAGGUCUCUGGAAUGACGAAGGAGCAGAGCUGGGAAGUCCUCACCAGCGGUCGGCCUCGUGGGGCAGCGCAGACCAUCUCAAGGAGCAGAUUGCAAAGCUGAGGCUGCAGCUGCAGCGCAGCAAGCAGGUCACCCGGCAGAGCAAAGACCGCGAUCUACAGCUUCCCCAACUGUCGCUGCACGGAACCGCCGGCCAAACGCAGCACAAGGGCACUACAGCAGCUUUCCCCGCCGCACCUUUGACAAAAACCCUCAUCUGCAGAGUGCCGAGCAACGUGGAGGGCAUCAACCACGAGCUGGAGAACGUCUUCAUCAGAGAAGACUGGGAGCAGGGCAUGCAGGCCAUGGAGGCGGUAGACGGACGCCGCCCUCCCUUCCCCACCCACCGCCACAGCAUUGGCGGGAACACUCGGGACACGGACACUCAGGCUCCCUCCAGCGGCGACUCCAGCCCGUCGCCCCGCCCCUGCAGCGCCGACCUCCUGCAGUCGCCUGGCGGAAGCCCCUGCUCUGCAGAGGACACUGAUAAAGAAGGCGUCUGCAGUUCUCCUCUCCCCAAGUUUGCCACGUCCCCCAAACCCAACAACAGCUACAUGUUCAAGCGGGAGCCCCCUGAGGGAUGCGAGAAGGUCAAGGUGUUUGACGAGUUGAUGUCUGGAAAAUCCAAAGGCUUCCCGCUCUUCUCGUGUCCCGACAAAAAUAAGGUGAACUUCAUUCCGAGCGGCUCUGCCUUCUGCCCCGUCAAGCUCCUCUGCUCCUCCCUCUUCUCCACCGGCUCCGGUCUCCAUAGCAACAGCUCUCAGGUGCUGGCAGGAGACGGGAGCGCCGACUCUAGGGGUGGCGGGAAAUCUGGCAUUGACGGUCAGAGCCCCGAAGCAGAGGCGGGGAGGGACGGCUCAGCACAAGUGCUGCUCACCAGCUAGUUCUCAGGUAUCCACGACCACACCUGUCAGGUGACUGGUUAUUGACAGAAGACAAAACAAAAAAAGGAAAAACAAAUGAGCAAAAAAAAAAAAAAAGUUGCACUCUGAUAAUCCUAACGUUAGCCAGCAGGGGGCGCUCAAGGCCACCGAAGAACAGCAUCCUGUCUCCACAAGCUCUUUUGCUCCUGAAGAUUGAAGGAUUGCACCUGGCCUUUGGGCGGAGCCUCACCUCACCCAUCACUAACCUGACCCCGCCCCCAUGUACCACGAGACCAACCAUAGCAGGUUUAGCUUCAUUUUUCCAUUUAAUAGAAGUUACGCCUUUUUUUUUUUUUACAUUUGUCUGAAUGUAUUUGUAGCACAAAGACGGCAUCAGCUGCCUCGGUUCAGACCCGAACCUGAACAAACUGCUUUACGAGCGACCAAUCUUAACCCCCCCUCCCCAACUACUGCUCAGGUCAUCCAGCUCGCUUCGGCGCCUUUCCGCGGUCCCCGCCGCAUUCUCUUUUGGUUCACCGAGGAGCGGCGCCGCAUCCCUGAUGGUUCCUUUUCUGCUGUUAGAUACCAAAGCAAACUCCACAGCAGCCGAUGGACUUUUCUCCGGACAGAGGGAGGGUUUUUGUGCCAGAAUGUUUGUAGGAUUCAGCAGAAAACGCCACGUCGUGUGUGUUUUCAACAGCACUUACAUGGAAAAGAUAAUCACAACGUUUCCUUCCUUCAAUCAGAAAAGUGCAAUUUGAUUUUCUGAGCAGAAUCGAACUCCAGACGUGGGAAACGUUUCAGUUUCAGACGCUCCAGACUGGCAGCUUCCUCCAGAAGGUUGCAGGUCAAACUGUCCUCGUCUCCCAAUAAAGAAAACGACAAACUUC
Oryzias latipes (Japanese medaka) is the source of this 3984-nucleotide messenger RNA. Its product is annotated as glucocorticoid-induced transcript 1 protein. Gene Ontology annotation, cellular component: cytoplasm. Gene Ontology annotation, biological process: podocyte development. NCBI's taxonomy places the organism in Eukaryota, Metazoa, Chordata, Actinopteri, Beloniformes, Adrianichthyidae. The record is from RefSeq and is a predicted model, not a curated record.